Oryza sativa Japonica Group (Japanese rice) is the source of this 1165-nucleotide messenger RNA. Its product is annotated as vesicle-associated membrane protein 711. Lineage: Eukaryota; Viridiplantae; Streptophyta; Magnoliopsida; Poales; Poaceae. Gene Ontology annotation, cellular component: membrane. The record is from RefSeq and is a predicted model, not a curated record. Gene Ontology annotation, biological process: vesicle-mediated transport.
CCCCCCCCCCCGGUGGGCCCCAUCCAGCCCACCCCAUCCAACCUGUCUCCGCCAAAUACUACUCCUCCCCCCAACCUUCUUCUUCCUUUAAUUUUUCCUUCUUUUCUUCUAAUUAUUAUUAGUACUAAUUCAACCUCCCCCUCGCCGCCGUCCUCCUCCUCCUCCUCCGCGUCCGCACGGCAGCCGGAGGCGGGAGGCGAGGCGAGGCGAGGCGCGCGGCGGAGAUGGCGAUCCUGUACGCGGUGGUGGCGCGCGGGACGGUGGUGCUGGCGGAGCACAGCGCGGCGGCGACCAACGCGGGCGCCGUGGCGCGGCAGGUCCUCGAGCGCCUCCCCGGCGGGGGAGCCGACAGCCACGUCUCCUACACGCAGGACCGCUACGUCUUCCACGCCAAGCGCACCGACGGCAUCACCGCGCUCUGCAUGGCCGACGAGGCCGCCGGACGGCGAAUCCCCUUUGCGUUCCUUGAGGAUAUCCAUGGAAGGUUCGUGAAGACAUAUGGCCGUGCUGCAUUGACAUCCCUUGCUUAUGGCAUGAAUGAUGAGUUCUCGAGGGUCUUGAGUCAGCAAAUGGAUUACUAUUCGAAUGACCCAAACGCAGACAGAAUAAAUCGUAUGAGGGGUGAAAUCAGUCAGGUCCGUACUGUUAUGAUUGACAAUAUUGAUAAAGUCCUUGAAAGAGGUGAUCGUUUGGACAUGUUGGUCGACAAGACUGCAAAUAUGCAAGGAAAUACAAUUCGUUUUAAACGACAAGCUCGCCGCUUCAGAAAUACCACCUGGUGGAGAAAUGUUAAACUCACGAUUGCGUUGAUAUUCCUCCUCACGGUAAUAAUAUACGUUGUGCUCGUCUUUAUGUGCCAUGGCUUCACCUUGCCUACUUGUAUUAGGUGAGAUGCCAUCCAUGUCUUUGUGUGGUGUGCUGGUGAGUGCUGCUGAACUAUUGCAACACCAUUGCAAUAGGUCAGGGUGGUUUUUGUGUAGAGAUUACUAUUUAUUGUGUAAUCAUGCUGUGUUGAUUGUGCAAACUCAAUGAAAGAUGUAAUCUUUGCCCCCCAUAAAUCCGCCUAUUUGGAGCUGUACGACCAUGGGAAUUCUACUAUUACUCUAUCAAUAUUCUUCGCUGCUGCUGCAGCUGCGUCUGCAUACUGCGGCCCUUUGUGCUUGUA